CGCCCCGCACAUUCACGCGUCCCGCCGCAGCCAUGGCCGACCACGUCAAGCAGACCAAGAACGCCAUCAACGCCAAGAAGCAGGAGAUUGCCCAGGAAGAGGCCCAGCGCGCAGAAUGGGCCGACCAGCUGGCCCAGAUGGAUGCCCUGCUGCACGACGCGGGCGCAUCCGACGACAUGAAGGCCAUGCGCGCCGAAAUGGUCGACUCGAUUGCUGCCCACGAUGCCAAGCUCGACCGCCUGCGUCCCGAACUCGCCGCCCUCGAGGCCCAGCUUCCCCACGCCCCGCCGCCCGCUGAGUCUGCCGGCCCCAAGUUCGACCCGGAGAAGCACCCCGUGCUGCGCAAGGCCAUGGAGAAGCAGGAGCCCGACAAGGCCGUCAGCUUCAGCAUUGGAGACAUGUGCGAGGCCCAAUGGACCGACCGAGCCUGGUACAAGGCCAAGAUCCAGAGCAUCCUCGGGUCCGUCUCGGCCCCCAAGUAUCUCGUCCGCUUCAUCGAGUACGACGACACCAUGACCGUCGACCGCGCCGCCGUGCGUCCCCUCGCCACCAAGCGCAAGCGCGAGCCCGAAGCCGCCGCCGCCCAAGCCCAAGCCACGGCCCCUUCGGCCCCCGCCACGUCGACUUCGCACGUCAUUUCUGGCCCGGCCACCCUGAACCCCAACGCGCAGCCUGCCCAGAACAACGGUGCGCCCGAAGACAUGGCGGCGAAGAAGCCCAGCCGCGUGCCCACAAAGGGCACGCUGAAGAAGAGGGCGUCUGCCUGGGCCGAUUUCCAGAGCAAGGUAUCCAAGAAGGGCAUUGCCAAGAAAGAGUCCAUGUUCCGCACCAGCACUGAAGCCGGCAGCCGAGUCGGCUUCACGGGCUCUGGCAAGGGCAUGACUGAGACGCACAAGCGUCAACGCUACGACCACAAGGCCGACGCCGACAAGGACGACGACUACCCUGCCUAGCCUACGCACCCUCGGCGCCUCUGG
Exserohilum turcica Et28A is the source of this 977-nucleotide messenger RNA. RefSeq lists its product as uncharacterized. The record is from RefSeq and is a predicted model, not a curated record. Lineage: Eukaryota; Fungi; Ascomycota; Dothideomycetes; Pleosporales; Pleosporaceae. The transcript has 2 exons. Bases 33 to 953 code for a protein of 306 amino acids.